Hibiscus syriacus is the source of this 1681-nucleotide messenger RNA. RefSeq lists its product as uncharacterized. Gene Ontology annotation, biological process: protein transport. The transcript has 6 exons. The record is from RefSeq and is a predicted model, not a curated record. Lineage: Eukaryota; Viridiplantae; Streptophyta; Magnoliopsida; Malvales; Malvaceae. Bases 135 to 1496 code for a protein of 453 amino acids.
CUUGAAGAAGACACUUUCAGCUCAUUGUUAUUAUAAACCUGGUGACGAAUCUUCUCUUCUUUCAACACAGCAUUUCAUUCUCCAAUAAAAACGAAAAAAAGAAAGUUGUUUGCCUUUCAGUUUGGAUUCUCAAGAUGUUUGACUUGUUAGUUAAGCCAAAGUUCUAUACAAAAUGCAAAUCGGCUAUAAAGAUGAUUAAGAUGAGACUGGAGACGAUAAAGAAGAAAAGAAAUGCGGUGGAAAAGUAUUUGAAGAAUGAUAUUGCCGAUCUUCUCAUGAACGGUCUCGAUGACAAUGCUUACAGCAGGGUUGAAGGUCUUCUGAUGGAGCAAAAGAGAACAUCUUGUUACAAUUUCAUAGAGCAGUUAUGCGAUUGCAUUGCAAAACAUAUCUCAGUCAUGCAAAAGCAGAGUGAGUGUCCAGAAGAAUGCAGAGAAGCUGUCCCGUCUCUAAUAUAUGCUGCAGCCAGAUUUGCUGAUUUGCCAGAACUGUGUGAUCUCAGAACCUUAUUUACUGAGAAAUAUGGGAAUUCCCUAGAUUUGUAUCUGAAUCAAGAGUUUGCACAGAAGCUAAAGGUGGAGCCUCCCACAAAGGAGAUGAAAAUUCAAUUGAUGCAUGACAUAGCACAAAAGUUCUCUAUUGAAUGGGAUUCCAAGGCUUUGGAACAGUCUCUGUUUAAGUCACCUCCAGUGGAGCAAAACAAGGCCCAGCAGAAGUCUUCAUAUGUUUCUGCUGCUCAUAGAUACAAUUUGUAUAGAAACAAGAAAGAUGCUUUCGAGAAAAACAACAAUCAAAUUUACAAGAAUGGGUUGAGUAACGUGCAUGUGUACAGGAGGCCAAAAGGAAAUGAAACAGACCUCACUUCUCGUGGGGGAAUGGAGUAUACAGAUGAUAAGUUAAAGCUGAAUAGCAGCAGUGAAGGUGAAGUGACUGAUCAAGAUAUCCCAAAGUCUAGUUCUUUUUUGGAUGGAAGUGUUUCCGAGGAUGGUAUAGAGAACAGGAAGCCCUUUUUCUACAGGUUUAUUCCUUCUCCCUAUAUAAGGCCUUUGAAACCACAAUCGGGUUGGAAAGGUUUAAAAGGUUUUGGAAAUGAUGGAGCUGCAAAUAUUUGUUUGACAUCCAAACGAAUGGAAGAAGGCGAUAAGAGGGAUGAAGAAGAGAAGAAAAUGGAUGAGCUUUUGAUGCAUUACAGCAAGAAGAAAUCGCCUUGUGAAUGUUUGAGCAAAUGGAAGACAGCACUUCGAGCACCACCCGGAAUACAAGAAUCUGACAACACAAGUAAAGGUCCAGGCUUAAGAAGCACUAUAUCUGACCCGAGUGCUCUUCCAGACGGAGUUGCUAAUUUCUCCAAAGAAGCAACGAGUUCGACUGAGAGAGCUGGAAGGCAUACCCGAGCCUCCUCAUUUCAGCCACACAUGCUUUCUGGGCAUGUGCAUCCGAAGCUACCGGAUUAUGAUGAUUUGGCAUCUAGCCUUGCAGCUCUAAGAAGGCAGUAGAAGAAUAUAUUCACACAAACACACGCGUGCAUGUGUUAUAUAGGCAUAUAGCAUUAGGAGAUAUUGCCAUACAUUCAUAUUCUUUCCAAGUUUCAGAUUUUAAAGGCAUCUAUAGGAAAUGAAAUUGUUGUUUUGUUCAUUCAUUCAUCACCACACAUAGCUCUAGAGUUUUAAGUGCAAUGCAC